CUUCCGAGUGCGUCACAUGUUUACAUAGUGUAGUACUUCAUGCUACGAAACCAGGCAACAUUUAUAAAGUUUAGGUUAGCAUUCAGUAUAUUUCACCGAAAUGUCACGUCAUGUUAUCGGCUUUAGUUCUCAAUGACUUUAUUACCAGGCGUACAGACGUUAAAUAAGCUUAUUAAUUGUGGAGUUAGUAUUACAAGUCUGUGGCUAGCCUGUUUGUUAGCCAAACAGAGUUAGCAUCGCUGGUGUUAGCCAUCUAGAGGAAACAGCUCCAAAUGCGUCUUAAGGACCCCCUGUCCUUGACAGCCGCCAAGAUGACUAAGCGGACAAAUAAACCAAGAAAACCUCGAGAUGAAGAUUCAUCAGAUGAAGUCAGUGGGUUGACUUGCCAGCAUGUGACAAAGGCAGUGGACUUGAGCUCAGUGAAGAAAGCAAUGUUAUCCAGCCUGUGGUUAGUGUGUUCUGAGUGUCCGAAGGAAAGGACGAUGAUCAACAGCGAGCCUGCAGCCUCUCAAGACAUCUUAGUCUGCCUCAAGUGUGGUUUCCAAGGCUGUAACCACUCGGGGAUCGAACACGCUGUCAAGCACCACAAAGCAUUCCAUCCUGAGUCACACUGCAUCACCAUAAGCUUGAGCACAUGGAGGGCCUGGUGUUUUGAAUGUAAUGAGGAGCUCUCCACUCACUGUAACAAAAAAGCCCUGGCACAGACUCUGGAUUUUCUACAGAAGCACGCUGUCAAGGCAACCUCUGGCCCAAAGAUCAUCAAACCGAGAGAGGAAGCCCCAAAUUAUAGUGACCCUCCAAGAGGAAAGAAUUCCGUCAUCAGCAAUGCAUUGGUUCCUGUUAAAGGCAUCAGUAACCUUGGCAACACAUGCUUCUUCAAUGCAGUUAUGCAGAAUCUGUCCCAAACACACAUGCUCAUUGACAUCAUCCAGGAAGUGAAGGAGAAAGGGUACAAACUGAGGAUCUGCCCCCUCGUUGACACGCAUCUGGGUCCGUUAUUAGUAACGCUGCCCAGUCCAGAGCCCCUGACUGCAGCCAUGUUUCUCUUCCUCCAAUCCAUGAAAGAUCCAGGAAAAGGUCCAGUCAGUCCCAAGAUCCUCUUUAAUCAGCUCUGCCAGAAGGCCCCACGCUUUAAGGGCUAUCAACAACAGGACAGCCAGGAGCUUCUUCACUCUUUACUGGACUCCAUACGAGUAGAGGAAACUAGAAGAGUGAAGACUGGAAUUCUCAGAGCUUUCAACAAUCCCACAGAGAAGACCGCAGAUGAGGAAACCAGGCGUCAAGUCAAAGCGUAUGGGAAGGAAGGUGUCAAGAUGAACUUUGUUGAUCGCAUCUUUGUUGGAGAGCUCACCAACACAAUUAUGUGUGAAGAGUGUGAACAUAUCUCAACUGUGAAGGAAGCAUUCAUAGACAUUUCUUUACCUAUAAUAGAGGAACGGAUAUCAAAGCCAUCCAACAGUGGAAGGCCAGGGAAAGGAAGCCGGGAACACGAAUCCAACGCGACACAUAAUGACCAGGGUCUUUCCACCGCAGCCAACAGAAACAUAAGGCAUCUAAGUAGACAGAAAACACAAGGCAGGAGGUCCUCCAGCUCGAUGGAUGGAAAGGGGGCAAGCUGUAGUCUGGAACAGCCUGAGGAGGAGAAGACUCCAGGAUCAGUCCAGCGCGUCUCUGCUUGCAAGAUGGCUGCGUGCGGAAGCCUCUCAGAUGGCAGUGAGAGAGACUCUGGUGCUCGGGACAGCAGUAACGAUGCUGACAGCGAGGCUUCAGAGAGCGAGUGGACUCCACGCACGUCAUGCUCCAGCCAUGUCCAAUCUCACUUAACACCCGUUGUCAAUCCAUCCCCAAUAUCUGUCUUUACCUCAUCAUCAUCCUCUUCCAGACAAGGUGGCACUGUAGAGCCACUGCUUAGCAGUUUGUCGAAAGUUAGCCUUGGCCUCAGUUCAGGGGACAGCUCAUCCUCUUUGCAAUGUUCUCCAGAGGAGCCUGCAGAAACUAGGUUGUGUGAUAGUCUCCACCAUCACUACCACCAGACAGCAUUCCAGGCUCUGUCCCACAGUUACACUCCCAGCUCUAAGGAAUGCUCUGUUCAGUCCUGCCUUCACCAGUUUACAUCCGUGGAACUGCUGAUGGGCAACAACAGGUUGCUUUGCGAGAGCUGCACUGAACGCAGACAGAAGCAGAUGCGCAAGAGCAGCUCAGCUGAUAAAAAGGUGGAAAAAAUCUACACCAGUGCAAGGAAACAAAUUCUUAUUUCCUCACUUCCUCCUGUCAUCACAUUGCAUCUGAAACGCUUCCACCAGGCAGGGAUGAAUCUACGAAAGGUGAACCGCCAUGUUGACUUCCCUUUGGUGUUGGAUCUGGCCCCAUUCUGUUCAGCUUCAUGCAAGAACCUGGUAAAUGAUGACCGUGUCCUUUACAGCCUGUAUGGGAUUGUGGAACAUAGUGGGUCCAUGCGUGGCGGUCAUUACACUGCAUAUGUAAAAGUCCGUGCUCCCCAGAAGAAAACUGAACAUCACAGGAACUUGUCAGGUGCCAAGGGUUCUAGCAGCAGCUCCCAGGGCCAGUGGUUCUAUAUCAGUGAUACUACAGUCCAGACGGUACCCGAGUCGAGGGUUCUCAACUCUCAGGCAUAUCUGCUCUUCUAUGAGGAAAUGCUGUAAUUGGACUGGAUCCAUUUCAUACCAGACACAUGGUCUGUGUAGUUACAUACUGUAUAAUGUAUAAUCAUUGGGGGGGGGGGAAGGGAAAAGAUUGGACUCUUUUCUUCAAUAGCUCAUUUGCACUUCUGUUUUUUCAUAAUUUAUAAAUCUGACAUUUGAUUAACAUUUGAAGGUGCUGUUGCUUGCAGAUUAACUCUGAGUUUUCACUUUUGUUUUGCAUGCGUCCCUCCUAACCAUACGAAGGAGUUUGAAUGUCUUAUCUGUCAUUGCUCUAUCAAUCACGUAAAUUCAUUUAGAAUAAUACUCAACAUUUGAUGCUUGAGGUACUGUAGCUGUGGUCACGUCAUAUCAGUGCAUGUUUUUGCACUAAACUGCUACUAAGCAGCAGUGGGUGAAAUCCAUGUUGUGCUCACAAGCAGAGGUCCUAGUCAGGUUCAGUAGAUGCUUUCUUUAGCCUGAAGGCAAUGGAUGAUUGAUAUUAUCAGUUGAUAACAAUACGUGCAGAAGUGCAUGGCAAAGUGUAGCUUAAGCCAGGUUUGUAUAACCCAAAUGCAACAAGGACACCAAAAUGCAGCAUAUUGAAAAUUUACAUUAAAAUACUGGUUUGAAUUUGCACCAUGAAGAAGGAUCGUUAGAACCAUAUUUGUUUCACUCCUUUUGCUAAAGAAUGUUUCGAUAUAUCACAUUGGCCAAAGAUAAUCUUUGUGGCUGCAGGUCAGAGCUGAAAGUAAAAAAAAAUAAUAAUAAUAAUCAAACACAAACUUCAAAAGUUUGAUUCAUUAGCAGUUUUUGAGACAUUUGCCAUUUUCAGGAUUUUCAAUAUUUUGGUUCACUCACAAACAUACUCCAUUUUCAUCAUAGCAAGUCACCUUGUUUGCCUUCAUUGUACAGUAUUUAGGUUGUACUGUAAGUAAGUGAAUUCAUGACAUCACUUAAAGUGUCUAUGCUGCUCCUAUCAGUAAGAUCUGAAAAAAAAAGGCUCUAAGCCUUACUAGAAUAACAUCUUUGCUGUAACGUGCAUGCACUGCUCUAUUGAUUACAAGUAUGUGUACCGGUACUACUCUUAAAUCAUCAACAUCAGUGAAUGAGAUAAUUAGUGUAAUGAGAUAAUUAUUGUUUUCCAGGUGAAUAUUUUUCUUGUUUAAACGUUUGCCAAACGGGAACUGGUUAGCAUGUGUAUCCGUAUAAAGAGGUCUAUAGAGUUUUGCCAGUUAAAACUAGAUUAAACAGAUUAUGUGCCUAAGAUUUAUGAAACGUACACGGUGGAAAGAAAACGUGUCGUAUUAAAUGCUUUGGUGGACGUGACAUUCAGGUACAGCAUAUAGCUUGGAAUAAUAGCAUAUGUAAAUGUAUUUUAAAAAAACAAUGCAAGAUGAUGGUGCUUGAGGCAUGCAGGGUUUUUCCAUGGACAACUCCUCAUCAUAAAAUAAUGAACAUUUGGUAUGCAUUAAUCUGUUACGUAUCGUAAACAAAAUAAAUCAAAUGUAU
Messenger RNA from Dunckerocampus dactyliophorus (ringed pipefish), 4151 nucleotides. It is a transcript of the gene usp45, whose product is annotated as ubiquitin specific peptidase 45. Gene Ontology annotation, cellular component: nucleus; cytosol. Gene Ontology annotation, biological process: protein deubiquitination. Gene Ontology annotation, molecular function: zinc ion binding; cysteine-type deubiquitinase activity; cysteine-type endopeptidase activity. NCBI's taxonomy places the organism in Eukaryota, Metazoa, Chordata, Actinopteri, Syngnathiformes, Syngnathidae. The record is from RefSeq and is a predicted model, not a curated record. The transcript is spliced from 18 exons. Bases 273 to 2663 code for a protein of 796 amino acids.